UAGUGACCGCUUAUUUCCGGUUUUUAACCCGUAUCGGGGAGGCGAAAUGCGGCUCGAGGCCGCGCGUCUCGUGCCUUUCGCGCUCAAUUGAACGCGGCCGGUCGGCCGGCACGUUCCGCUCGGGCCGCCGUUUAACGCCGGUAAACGCCAGGGUCGCUCGGGUUUAACGCGGUGAGCUAGUAUACUUGUCAACCGCAGGUUAGCAUCCGACACAUGGCUGCGUUUAUGCGCAGUUCGCCGUAUUACUAGUAUUGGUUAUGCUGUGUCAGUCUUACUAACCGGUAGUCCUUCCACAUCUGGAUUUUUGCUAUAUUAUUCCCGUUUCGCUGUCAUGGUUAGCGGUAUUACUAGUACUGGUUAAGGUGUGUGAGUUCUCUGUUCUUCCUAACCCAUCUACAUCUAAGACCUGACUACGUAUUCCACCGUCACGGGUAGCGGGGUAACUAGUACAAGUUAUGGUGUGUGAAUUCAGCAGUCUUUCUAACCGACAGUCCGUGCAUCUCUGUAUCCUGACUUUGCUGUAAGCGUUUAGCCGUCCUGGUAGCGGUAUUACCAGUACUAGUUAUGGUGUGUCAGUUCUCUAGUCCUCGCACCUCUGGAUCCUGACUCUGGUGACUGCGAUGAUGCUGUGAAACGCCUUGAGUUUCAUCCGCCGGUCGCUCCUCCAUGACACCGCUAACAGCUGAUGGGAGAGAACCUAUUCCACAAGCCCACCAUGGUCUCCAGGCUGCCAAAAUUUGGUGCCCGGCCUGCCGGUGGCACCAGCCCCAUGUUGAAUGGAUCCGGCCAGUCCACACCUAGUGUCGAAGGGAAGGUUCCCCCUCAGGGGAAGAUCAACGGAAUGGUGCAUGUGUCGUCCCUCCCCGCCCUGAAAAGAAAGACCGGUGGUGGUACUGCCAGCGUGCCGAUGCCAAGGUCUGAGCAGGACUUGGAGGAACAAUUGGUGGCCAUGACGAGGGAGGUUAAGAAUGCUCCUGCCACAGCCUCCCAGCCCCGACGCACCUCCCCUGUCCCCAGGGGGACCCCUCGUGGAGGUCGUGUGCACGGUACGCACAGCAGCAAACUGAAAGGUUCGAACGGUGGCCCCGCACCGUCCCGCUCCAGCCUGCGGCGUUUGGUACCUGGCCCUAGCUUGCGACAGGGCCUGUCUCGGUCCAGCGACAGCCUGAAAGCCUUGUCCCUAGACAACAUGGUACGUUCACAGAGCUUCAGCCAUUUCAAGCAGCUUCCCUCCGCCAGUCCCUUGCCUGUGUCCAAUUCCCUGUCUUUUAGCAAAGGCCAGGCACGCUGCAAGCCUGUUUCCGGCAGACCCUCCCCUAGCACUAAGGAUCCUGCAGCAGCUGUUGGUCUGGCGCCCCCUAGUGUUCCAAAGAAGGCUCUGCUACCCGGGAAGCCCUCGGUAUUGAGCUACAAACUGACCCGGCCUUCCAUGGUCAAGCAUCCACGGUCAUCAUCGAGGCAGGGAAGCAGGGACUCCAUGGUGACGCCCCUCACCUCCCCUGAUCCUCCAAGUGACCUAGGGGGGACCCCGGAGGAAUCCCCGGGCCCCUCGGAGUCAGAGCAUAUCCCUCAGUGCCCAGCAGAGUUUCCGGAAGACAUGUCAUUGUCUUCUACCUCCUCCUUGGAGCAUGUCGACACCAGUGAGGAGUACCUGGACGACUUUGAUAACCUGGGGGACGUGAACGGGCUGCUGCAGGUGCUCCCGCCCCCCAGGGAAGGGCUUCUCCAAUCACAGCCCCAUGCCCUUAUUGACAACACCCCCCCCAGCCGGCAGGAAAGCACGCCCAGCCAGACGAGUCUCCACAGCUUGCUGUCCGACGGUGUGGAUUGGGCAGAGAUGGGCCUGACAGGGGGAGACAACGAUUUCGGACUGCCGAACUGCCACAACGACCAAGCCCUGUCCCCGGACGUGGGCUACCCACACGGCUCAUCUUUAGACCUCUCCCCCUCCGACAGCUCCGGGGGCACCUACAUGUGGGACGAGGAGGGAUUGGAGCCCCUUGGGGUUCCCACGCACCCCUGCGGCAGCUAUGACUCUGACAUCAACAGCAUGGACAUUUUGAACAACCUAGACAACCUGGAGUCAUGUGACUUGGAGGAGGACGACCUCAUGCUGGAUGUGGAUCUCCCCGAAGACUGCUCGCUGCACAGCGAUGCGGACAGAUCGUCCUGCACGGAGGGGCCAGGCGACCCGGGGCUAUGGGGGCGGUCUGGGCAGGGCCACGCCUCUGACAGAGAAUCCAUGUUUCCGGAGCUCGAUAUCUACUCCGCACUGGGAGUGGACCAGCAUGCCGGAGGCUGCGUGCCACGCUGCACCAGUCCGUCCGACGUCGAGGCGGAAGCGCUGUGGGACCUGGCCCAGGACUGCUCCACUGUCAAGGCCCAGCUGCUCCACCUGAAGGGGCUGCUACAGAGUGAGGCUGAGGACACAAUACAGGAGGCCUUGCAGUCAGAUGCCCAGAGUCAAGAACCAAAUAAAGACUCCAGUGCUGCCUUCCAGGUGGAGGCGCUGUUGAGGGAGGUUCAGGAGCUGCGGGAAGAGCUGAGGAGUAAAGAGGAAACCAUCUCGCUGCUGACUCAACAAACGUCUGCGUCUGUGCAAGCCGGCGGGUGCACGUGCCGGAGGAGAGACUCCGGAGAGAGACGGAGCAGCAGCGACAAGGCCACGCAGACGCCCUGGACGCGGAGUGUGCCUCAAAUACUACAGCCUUCAGGCCCCCGGAUCAGCAAACACCUUGUCCAGGGAGCAUUAGCCGGAGAAGCUUCUUCACUAGACCCCGGAGACCCCUGCUCAUUCCCGCCAUCAGAUGAGGGCACGCCAGGGAGCCGGCCCCGCUCCCCUCUCGCCCCGAAUGCCGCCGCCGAUGCCCGCUCGGAGCCAGGGCUCUUCCAACCCUGCCAGCUUCUUGAGUUGCCUCCCAAGACGGAAGAGGCUGGGAAGUCCGUCUCAGACUCUGGUGUGGCCGUGAGGUCCCUCGUUAAGUCCCAGGCAGAUGGCAGAGCUCGUACCUCCUCACGGCACCUUGGCCCAGCACGGGGAAUGCCUGCCUCCAGGCUGCCCACCUCGGGGGGCGCUAGGAGUAUUCCAGGUCCCCAUCUGAGGACCAAGCAGCUGGCAGCCCCCUCCAGAGGCUUGUCCAGUUUUACCCUCAGGCCUCAGACAUCGGGAUCCACCCUGCCUGUCGCCACCUUUGGGGCCCCCCGGCUGCGUGGGCUCGGAGCGGGUUCAGGGGGCAGGGAAUCUGAGUGCUCCUUGGCCAGAGCCAAAGGGCCGACCUCUUCCCCCCACUCCCGUCUCCCCAAACCAAAGAUACAUCAAUAGUCUGACUGGCAAACCCAUAACACCAGAAACAUGGCCUGUAACCCUCACCGAACCCUGCGGGUCAUGCAGAUAAUGAGCGACUGGACAACCAACGUUCAGAUGAUCGAAACCCUGCCUCUCUGCUCUUGUUUAUUCCCUUAAUUUAUGACUGAACGAGCGGGAGAAUCUUGGCCAGAGUGAGAGUCGAAUCGUAGACAUUUGAGCACCCGAACAAAAUAAACAAUCCCUAUGAAAAUUGCAGCACAGUUGAGCUGCCCCCUCUUGAAUGUGGGAGAGGCGAAGGCUGGGUCAGUUGUCUUCUGAGUGCAGUUAAUUUGUUGCCUGUAGAUAGCUGUGCAGUUUAUUGACGGUGUCUCUGUGUUCGGGGGGGAGGGGUUGCAGGCCAGCUGUUUCCUACAGUUCCCCUUCAACUACCGCUCCUCCCAAAGGCCUGUGACUGAAAGGUUUCCAAUCGAUGGUUUUUCUCACACGCCACUCGUUGUGAGGUGAGGGGGUGAGUCGCCACAGAGGACAGUGAAGCAGCGUGACCACGAUUUAAGACCCUAUGCUGGAUGUGUAGGGCCAAACAUCAGAUGUGUUAAAUGACUCAUUCCAUGCCCUGUCGAUGAGUUCCUGACUUGGAGUGCAUUCUGUCAGUCAGCAGCCUGUUCUCACAUCUGGCUGGUGUGGCCUUCCAGAUGCUUUCAAGAGCUUAGCCGGUAUUGUGCUGGGGGGGGGGGG
Molecule: messenger RNA, 4042 nt
Organism: Paramormyrops kingsleyae
Lineage: Eukaryota; Metazoa; Chordata; Actinopteri; Osteoglossiformes; Mormyridae
Product: serine-rich coiled-coil domain-containing protein 2-like
Biological process (GO): microtubule bundle formation
Cellular component (GO): microtubule cytoskeleton
Molecular function (GO): microtubule binding
Source: RefSeq, a predicted model, not a curated record